This is a messenger RNA of Nymphaea colorata (pocket water lily), 2025 nucleotides long. Its product is annotated as protein TRAUCO. The transcript is spliced from 2 exons. Gene Ontology annotation, molecular function: protein binding; transcription cis-regulatory region binding. The record is from RefSeq and is a predicted model, not a curated record. Gene Ontology annotation, cellular component: Set1C/COMPASS complex. Lineage: Eukaryota; Viridiplantae; Streptophyta; Magnoliopsida; Nymphaeales; Nymphaeaceae. The coding region runs from base 120 to 1520 and encodes 466 amino acids.
AAAAUUACGAGGAAUGCGAAAUUGUGGGAAGUCUCUUCCUGUCUCUCCUUCCUUCUCUCUCGGUGCGACCGUCAGAGCCAAGCGACGUAAAUCGCCGGAUCAAGCGUCUUGUGUUCCACAUGGCCGAGAUUGACGACAAUGGCGGCAAGACUGAUCAACCCAACCGCGAGAAUCAUGAAGCAAACGAGACUGGACAAGGGGGUGAAAACCCUGCAGAAACCCUCGAGCCACCGAACCCCACUGAUGAUUCCCACCAUCCUAAUCCCAACGAGGAAUUCGUCCCACAAGACCCCCCAGCGCCUCCGGAGAUCAAGACCCAGAGGCCUUCCUACUCUGAAGAUGACGAAGAAGAGGAGGAAUCCGUAAAUGAUGACGAUGGAGAAGACAAGGAAGAGGAUAUCGCGACGAAUUCCCCUGCAAUAGAGAGCGAGGAGAAAAACCCACCUCAGAUUUCGCAGAAUAAUGACGAAGAAGCCAUGGUGGUGACUCAGGAGCCGGUGGAACAAGAGACCCCCAAGCCGGAGGAGGAAGAAGACGAGGAGGAGGAAGAGGGAGGAAACAAGGAAAAGAAAAACGCCCAGAAGAGGAAAUCCUUGUCCUCCUUCGGCACCAGCGGCACCGAAUCUUCGGCACCCAAGAAGACUAAGAAGAAAUACAACAAUGUGUGGACGAAAUCGGGGUCGAGGAGGUGGUGCAGGAGGCACAAGUCCAACGGGAACCCGUCGGAGGAGAUGGUGUCGAUCGCGCCGGUCCAGCGUUUUCCGGACGACGCCCGCAACAUGAAGAUCUGCCUCUCGAAGGUCGACAAGGCGGAAAAGGUCGAGCUGAGUGAGGAUAGAUUGAGUGCAGGGAGUUGCAAGGGUUACAGGAUGGUGAGGGCAACGAGGGGAGUGGUGGAGGGAGCUUGGUACUUCGAAAUCAAAGUGGUUAAUCUGGGGCCUACUGGGCACACAAGGCUCGGGUGGGCAACCGAGAAGGGAGACCUGCAGGCCCCCGUUGGCUAUGAUGGUAAUAGCUAUGGAUACAGAGACAUUGAUGGCACCAAGAUUCACAAGGCUGUGAGGGAGAAGUAUGGCGAUGAGGGUUAUGUGGAGGGUGAUGUUAUUGGUUGCUACAUCAAUCUGCCUGAAGGCUCACUCUACGCGCCGAAGCCGCCACUGUUCUUUUGGAAUAAAUGCCAGACGUACGUCCGUGCCUCGGAUAAGAGUGAGGAUCCGCCACAGGUUAUACCUGGUAGCCAGAUAUCUUUCUUCCGCAAUGGAGUAUGUCAAGGUGUUGCAUUCACUGAUUUGAAUGGUGGAAGGUAUUACCCUGCAGCAUCAAUGUACACUCUUCCAAACCAACCAAACUGUGUAGUACGCUUCAAUUUUGGUCCAGAUUUUGAUUGUUUCCCUCAAGACUUCGGUGGGUGUCCAGUGCCAUCGCCCAUGAUUGAUGCUCCAUACCAUGGGUUUGAUGGUGAAGCAACGGAAAAUGGAGAAAACGCUGCUGAAAAUGGUCAGUCUGAGAACAAAACCUGAAACGUAACCAAGGUGCCCUAGAUGCAAAAGCUUAAUUGACAAUCAAAGUACAUGCUUUGAAGCAUUUUUUGUUAGUGAACGGCCUAAUUUAUGCGGGAACUUGUGUUGCUUUGUGAAUGGGUCACAGGCACAUCCACCUUUAUUCAAGGCAACCUUUUGUGAACUGAGUAUGUGACAGAGAUGAUUGGUCCGAACAGAACUGGAAAAUAAGAUCAAAGAUGGAUGAUGCAGCAGCAGGACGAUAUGCCAGGCUUGUAUCUUGGCUGGACAUUGAGUACUAGGACCGAAGCUUUGGUGUGGUAGCUGAAGAAAGAUUCCCUUUCUUCUGUGGGCUUUAUGUAUACUUAGAUGUGCUAAGAUGGUCAAGUAAGGCAUAGCUUUGAAUCUGCCAAAAAGUCCCUAUGUUGAUCAAUCUGCUUUGAAUUGGAGCCCGCAAGUCAUGGCAAGCUUACUUUUGAACGAUCAUGGAAAACUUGUUACUUAAUGUAGAUCAGUGUUUGUUCUA